UAGGAUUUUGGAACGUACCCCUGAUAGUAUUGGGCGUACACCGCUAGAUGGCACCUAAUCUCGGAUAAAAUUCUAACUUAUCUAUAUAUGCCAGUCUCAUUUUUAUUUCACUUCCUAUGUGUUUAUUUACCUGUAUAUACGUGGCUAGAGGUGUGUCUGUAAUCUGUUGUUUUGGCAGUUGAAAGUCAAUCGAAGAGUGAUGUUGCGCUAAUUUUCAAAGUAACGAAAUAUUAUAUUUUUAGUUUAUCUCUGCCCCUUUAAUUCAACAAUGUAUACGUCAUUGGAUCUCUCACUCGCGACGUAACAGCCGCGAGUCGUCGUGGGAUUUAAAUGCGUGUCAGCAGUCAUAAUCGUGCGAAACAUAAGGCGCGAGUGGGUGUGUGCGGGCGAUUAGGUACAUUGUCACGUAUGCGAGCCCGUAAACGACGAAAGUUGCACAACAAUAUAUAUGUGCCGUGAAGCUGAUGGUGAUUUAUAAUAAGCUAAUAAGCGCUGUGACAUGAUUGUUUUAUAUAAUUGUACUUUUAUCUUUGAUUAAACUCUCUAUUUUAUCAAGAUGCACUUUUCCAUACCGGAUACUCAGGAAUUUGAUGACGGAUCUGGAAAUUCAUACAUUGGAUAUAAUAUUCACAUCAAUAGAUUGUUUCAUUGCACUGUCAGAUACAAACAGCUACAUAACUUGCACAUACAAUUAUCUAAGGAUCUGAAUGUACCUCUACCUCUUUUUCCUCCAAAGAAGCUUUUCCCUUUAACCAUCAGCCAGCAAGAAGAACGGCGACUGGCUUUAGAAAAAUAUAUUCAGUCGGUUGGUCAGAAUAUCACUAUAAAUAAUUCAGAGAUACUAAAUGGAUUUUUAUUGAACGCUCAACAAGAGACUGUAGGUAGCUUCUCUGAGAAUAACGUUUUAGAUAUAUAUCUCAUGAAUGGAUCAAAAAUUUCAUUAACUGUUUCUACAGGAGAGCAUUCUGGCGAAGUUUUAAAGAAAAUAUAUAAACAGAUAAACUUGUUACAAAAAUAUUACUCUCACUUUGCAUUGUUUAUUAUCACACAAGAUGAUUUGUCCGGUGGUAUGAAAAUAUUACGAAAAUUACAAAAUUUCGAGUCACCACUUAUAACAUACAAACAUAUGAAUUGUACGGACGCAAAAAUCGUUCUCAGAAAAAAUUACUGGGAUACGGCACACGAUCUUGAACUAUUGAACGAUCCUGUAACCGUGAAUUUGUUGUAUAUUCAAGUGGUUUCGGAAAUUCGGAACGGGUGGAUUCCAGUUACGAGGGAAGAGCAACGCAAGUUGGAACAUUUGCAAACCUCCGGAAAUAGAAAAGAAUAUUUGAAUGUAGCUCGUUGUUUAAAAUACUAUGGCUACAUACAAUUUGCACCGUGUUAUUGUGAUUAUCCCCAACAUGGUACGAAAGUAUUACUCGCUAUAGGUGGAAACGAAUUGAACAUACGCGUUUUAUCAUCCAGUGAGAAGUUGGUGGGAGAUUGUGAGCACGAGAUUGCGUUUAAAGUCUCGCGUGUGCGAUGUUGGCGUAUCACUACUGUGCAAAAUGGAGCGGAUCAUUGCGAGGAUAAUGACGAAAACAGUUUGGAAUUAUCUUUUGAAUAUUUAAUCGCUAAGAAUGAACUACAAUGGAUCACGAUCAUUUCGGAGCAAGCAAUUUUAAUGUCUGUUUGUCUGCAAGCCAUGAUCGACGAGUUGUUGCAGAAGUGCGUAGUGGGAAGCAAAAUUCAGGAAGAACCUGGAAAAUCAUGGACUUAUAUCACGAGAGACGGACACAGUCGUAUUAAUAUGGGAUUACCGUUACAAGAAUGUGCCAAUAAUACUAAUUCAUCUAAAUCGGGACCAAUUAUAAAAAAACUCGCUAACAAAUGGUCGGCUGUGACAUCGAAAAAAUCGGAUGAUUCAACCGUUGUUGAUCAGUCUCAAGCAACACGCACAACUGACUUCGAUGUUGUGGAAAACAAUGUUUUUCGCAUGAUAGGAGAUGACGAUUUAUGAGCUCAAUAAUAAUUUAUAAAAACAAAAACAAAAGCAGUGAUAAAAAUCAAUGAUACAGGGUAAGCUUCUUAUUUAAAUAACUUCAAAGAAACAAGAUGGUUUUUUCGCAAUAAUUUAUAAAUUAUUCAAAUAAACAGUUUCCAAUUCACAAAUGAGCCUGUAGCGCACACUUUUUUUCGUGCUAAAUUGCAUGCGAGCACCGGAAUUGCGACCGAUUUCAAACAAAUUGUGAUUUGUCUGAAAAUGAAAAAUAAUUGUCCGCUUGCGACGCAUUUGAUCCAGCACAAAGAAAAGCAUCGUAUGCCACAGGUUUUUUAAAUAUAGAUAGGUAGCUAAACUUUGUAACUACUUGUUGAAUAAUAAUGCUUAUUUGACAUUUUGUAUAUUAAUGUGAUUAUAAAAUGCAUUUAUAUAUUUAUUGAUAAACUUUACACAAAAUAUUCUUUAUACUUUUUAUAUACCGUCCAGCUGUAAUCUAACAAUUGAAAAUUAACUUGAGCCAAAACAGUAUGUUUUAUAAAUGUUAUACGCAUGAAACGCACAUAAUAAUAAUUAAUGUAUGUGAUACGCAAUAAAUUAAGUGAAAAAGAA
This is a messenger RNA of Pseudomyrmex gracilis, 2593 nucleotides long. RefSeq names its product sorting nexin-17 (gene Snx17). Gene Ontology annotation, biological process: intracellular protein transport. NCBI's taxonomy places the organism in Eukaryota, Metazoa, Arthropoda, Insecta, Hymenoptera, Formicidae. Gene Ontology annotation, cellular component: early endosome. The transcript has 8 exons. The record is from RefSeq and is a predicted model, not a curated record. Bases 557 to 2002 code for a protein of 481 amino acids. Gene Ontology annotation, molecular function: phosphatidylinositol binding.